AUAUAUCACUGUAUCACGUCUAAAACUGUAUUAAUUAAAAUGGAUAAUUUUAGUUUCGGUUAUCUCACGUCUCCACCGGAACUAUAAAAAAAUACAGAAUUUAUAGUUCCGUGUAAUCAUAAUACCUUACGUUGUACUCAAAAUGUUUUUGUUGUUUUAAUGCUCCAAAAACAAUGUAUUCCGUCAACGGGAGAAAAUUCAUGGAGGGUCCUAUUUACGGAGAAACUAUCAACGAGUUGUUGGGACCAGACACAAUUGAAAUACUUCGAGAGGCAGGAGUUUCGAUAUGUAGAUCAGUGUUCAAUGUCGAUGUUUUAAAGGAAAAACUUAGCAAAGGGGUUGCUGAAGUUUUUAAUGAUGAUAUAUUCCGUCCAAAUGUGUCUCAGAAAAGAAUGGCCAAAUCAACUCGGGAGCAAAUAACUUGCGAGACACCAUUUAACAAUACAAGUGAAGCAGUUAUGAGGAACAAAAGGACUAAAAAGUCUCUGUUUUCUAAUCAGGCCGAUAGUAAUGAAGAUAAAAUGUUUUCACAAAAUAUAACAUGUUAAUAUCAAUAGACUGCUGUCUUUACCAAUAGUGUAGUUUAGGCUUAAGUAUAAUAUAGUAAAAACAGGAUGUGUUGCAAUAUGUCUGUCCCACCUGGUCUGUAAAUGUACAAGUACAAUUUGGGCAGUAAUCCGUUAACAGAAUGUUUAUGUGGUCGAGGGUAAAACACCUGACUGAUAAUUUUGCACUGUAUGUACAGUAUGGUAUGGUACAGAGAUUUCAAUAGUAUUGUUUAAAGUCAGCAUUUCGAAAAUUAUAUGGUCAUUAUAGCGAUCUAAUUUGUCAAUACAACUUAUCAUUAGGUUAAAUGCUGUCUGACGUGUUUCAUACCGAUUGUUAUAACGUUUUUGGCACACUGAUUUUGAGUGCGGAUAACUUCGUUUUCACGAUCAGGAUAUAGGGCUAACUGCUUGUGUGACCAGUUGGCAGAGGUUGCUUACUCCUCCUAGGCACCUGAUUCCACCUCUGGUGUGUCCAGGGGUCCGUGUUUGCCCAACUAUCUAAUUUGUAUUGCUUAUAGGAUUUGUGAGAUUGAUCAUUUUUCCAUAUGUGAUAUGUAUAUUUAUUUAUUUAUUCAUUUUGUAUAGGAUCUUCCAUAGUUUGUAAUUUGAUAUAUGAUUUCAACCAGUUGUGUAACUUCUAUCACCGAGUUGUGGCGAGUUGGAUAUAAAUCAUGUCACACCACAAACCAUGGAAGAUUUUUUUCACAUUAAGCUAACCCCCCACCCACCCCCACCUGUUAUUCAUUUACGAUACUGCAUUGCUGGAAAUUUUGCUUUUGCUUCUUGAUAUUUUGUAAAACCACCCUACGUAAAAUUGAAGUUUUAUGUAAUUGGCGAUAUCCACUGAAUAAAGGAGUAAACAUGUGAUGUAUGUGGGUGUGAAU
Ostrea edulis (European flat oyster) is the source of this 1432-nucleotide messenger RNA. RefSeq lists its product as uncharacterized. The transcript has 3 exons. Bases 174 to 548 code for a protein of 124 amino acids. Lineage: Eukaryota; Metazoa; Mollusca; Bivalvia; Ostreida; Ostreidae. The record is from RefSeq and is a predicted model, not a curated record.